Molecule: messenger RNA, 1551 nt
Organism: Clonostachys byssicola
Lineage: Eukaryota; Fungi; Ascomycota; Sordariomycetes; Hypocreales; Bionectriaceae
Source: the annotation of a GenBank genome assembly
AUGGACAAGACGAAGUACUUCAACAAGUCUCUGACCCUCUCGGUCGUGCUGAUCGCCAUCUCGACCUUCAACUAUGGCUUCGACAAUCAGGCCUUCGCCACCACCCAGGCUAUGGAUCACUUCCAGCGGCAAUUCGGCGAGUUAGACCCAGCUACAGGUGACUACUCUCUACCAUCAUCUUGGUUAGCACUCUUCAACAGUCUUAUGUAUCUCGGCUUCACUGCUGGCGUGUUGAUUGGCGGUUGGGUCUGUGAUCGUUUCGGCCGUCGCUGGUGCAUGUUCAGCAUGAGUAUAUACGCCCUGGGAACUGCAACUAUUGCGGUAACGUCAAACACGCGCGAACAAAUCAUGGCGGCGCGCGUCCUCAACUACGUCUAUGUUGGCAUGGAGAUGGCUGUCGUACCCCUCUACCAAUCUGAAAUCGUUCCCGCCCCAGUCCGUGGCCUCGUCGUUGGGACCUACCAAUGGAGUCUAAUCAUCGGUGGUAUUGUCAUCAACUCCGUCUGCUACGGCACGAGCCACCUGGAUGACAAUCGCUCCUGGCGUAUCCCUCUCGGCCUCUUCUAUGUCGUCCCAACGAUCGUGGCAGCUGGUAUCUGGUUCCUCCCAGAAUCCCCUCGCUGGCUCGUCCGAAACGGUCGCAACGAAGAAGGCCGUGCCGCCCUUCAGAAGCUCCGGCAUGGGGCUUUCACCGAGGCAGAAGUCGACAAGGAGUUCCGCGAGCUGGAGUUCGCAAUGGACCACGAGACGCAGAAGGGCAAAUCGGUCGAGAUUUUCCAGGGACUCAACCUCAAGCGCACCCUCAUCGUUGUGGGCGUCAACUUCUUCCAGCAAUCAACUGGUCAAGCAUUCACUUCCCAGUACGGUGGCGUCUUCGUCCGUACUCUAAAGAUUUUCAAUCCUAUUCUUUUCACACUUAUGACAAGCUGUUUCACAGGCGUCGUCAUGGUCGCCACCCUAUUACUGAACGACAGGGUGGGCAGGCGGAUCAUGCUAAUGCUCUCAAGCGUCUGCAUGCUUGCGGUCCUGCUGACGCUGGGUGGCCUCGGCAUCCAGACGCCGGUCGCGAGGGACCGGAUGCAAGGCAUCGUGGGCGUCAUGUGCUUGUUCGGCCCAUCAUUCGCGCUGGGCUGGGGCCCCAUGACCAUGGUGGUCGCAACGGAAAUCACCUCUCUCCGCUUGCGGGAUAAGACUUCUCGUCUGGGUUUCUUCAUCAACGUCCUUACUAACUUCGUCGUCAGUUUCUCGAUUCCCUACCUGGUCUUCCCUGAUCGCGCCGGUCUGGGCAGCCGAGUCGGUUUCAUCUUCGCUGCCUUGUGCAUUCUGGCCUCUGUCUUCGUCUUCUUUUGCGUCCCAGAAUGCAAGGGGAAGACUCUCGAGCAGGUGGAUUGGCUCUUCAUCAACAACGUGCCUAUCCGUAACUUUAAGAAGAAGGACACAUCCAAUAUGUUGGAAGAGGCUGAAACUCCGCGAGGAAAACUAGACCAAGAGGGAGAUCAAGACGAGUCUGAGAAGCCCGGAGCUGAAGUCCAGGUUGAGCGGGUCACAUAA